AUGGCUUCUAAUUCUGUCAAAGGUUCAAUUCUCUCAGCCGUAAUCGAAAAUAAUGCAUCCCUGGCGAACCUCAAGUUUGACUUCUCUCUGGUCAAAGUCGAAGCGCCUGUCGAGUUUGAGCGGCUGGGAUCUGCUCUGACAGUUCGGAGACGAGAUGAAGCCGAGUAUGGCCCUCAGCACCAGACAGCUCGACGGCUGGCAGCGUUAUUCGAACCCCUAGUCCCGUCUACACCAAAUCUCAUAUCCGCUUAUGGCAAAAGAGUCUCCGAAAUCAUCGAGUCACCUGGUAUCAAUCCCGUCGGUUCUCGAGCUCAUGGCCCGUUCAGGGACUUUAUUGGGGCGGACGGGACAGCAGUAUGGGCGGCUGCGACGUCCGGGGUCGCAGCGCUAGGUAUCUAUCUUCUCUCCUGUCUGCUUGUACGAGCGUGGGAUUCCAAGGAAGCGAUAUCAAUCUGGGUCGAGCUGGUCGACAAGAGAAAGCAGGAGAUUCAGAGUGCGUUUGAGAGAAAUAUCUCCAUGUCUACAGCCAGCGCCAUGAGCUCUCUACCACCAAUUGCUAGAGAUGAUCUCGCACUGUGGGAUGCAAGCUCGCGCUCGUGGCUACGCAGUGCCGAUCAGGCAAAGCAGCGUGAGCAUGAUCAGCUGUUACUCAUAUCGAAGAAUAUCAAUAUGCCGUAUUUGAGGAGCUCUUCUAUGUACGACACGGUGGUUUCGACCUGGAAACGGGCGAUGCUGGCUGCCGAGGAUCUGCUAUGCGGUCGCCCUCAGUCGAUAUCCGACGCCGGUGUGAUCUUAGCCCUUUCGUCCUGGCACCUAUACCCAGACCUGAUCGUCCUCAGGAACAAAACAGUCAACGUGAAGUUCGGAGACCCCUUAUUCCCUAGUACUGGGGUCUGCACGAUUGGGUUUGAGCAGUUAGACGAGGACACAGAAGGUGUCCGUUGGUCGUUGGCCCUAUCCCAUCUGCAGUACUACGGAGGUGCUGCGAAAGUUACGGGACCAGUAGACCAUUCUCGAGUGACUAUCUCACAGCUGCGCAUUGUCGCUUUGGGAGGUCUCCUUGGCCACUGGGGGGUUGUCCCGAAAGAAUUUGAAGAUGCUGUUGGGCUAUUCUGUUGCAUUGGAGAAGCUAUGGAUUCUUCGGCCCCUGAAAAUCCACAAAGAUUGGGUAGUCAAUUGCCAGGAAGGUGGAUUUAUCCUAUUAUCCAAGCUUCCAGGAAAUUGAACUCAUCUAGGGGGGAAGAGAAAGAGGAAAAUAUCAGGCUUCUCAAAUACGGUCAACGGAGAGCGCAGACGUUCCUUCGGCGGGACAAAGAUAUAAUUCCGCCUUACUUUGGUCUCUGUAACCAACUUCUCCUCUCAGCGUUUUCAGGAAAGGACUGUGACAUUGUGUAUUUGCGAGGACUUGCACAGUCUACGGGCUACGCGAGUAGUGACAGUCUGAUUGUCCAGCCUCACUGGGUUGGAGGGAGUUCAAAGAUUGGAAAUCCUCAUUAUUUCGAGUAUGCCACAGCGGUUCCUCUCUGGAUAAAGGCUCCAGGCAAGAGGAGUUCGAGUGGAGAAGAGGUUUACAAUGAGGUGCAUGCAAGAUGGUACUCCAAAGCUUUCGGUAGCAGUAAAGACAUUAUUGAAGUGGAAAAGGACAUCAACAACCGCAUCGCCCAGGUCUCCAGUGUCAAUGAGCGAUGCCAUUAUUCUAGGUACGGACAUACCAUGGCAAAUGAUGACAUGACCUGGCUAAACUGGAAUAAUUAUCCGCCGCUUUUACGCCACCGAGCACCCCCAGGAUUUGCCAGUCGACGAGCGGCUACAUCAGACUUGGAUUGCUUCCUACAAGGCAAGGUAAAUAACACGUACCACUCUCCACCGCUAGAGUUUUUAAUAGCACCCAAAGGAGCUUUGGGAGCUAGGUUUGAGUUCACCAGCGUUCAUGGAAACCGGCACUUAGCUCUAUGCGUUAGAGACACGGCCAACUACUGGGACCGGUUGGAGGGCGUUGUCAAAAGCAACAUUACAACCCCGGCGCAAGCUGUUCAGUAUCUUCGUCAAUAUCCGAUACAAAUAUCAAAACUAGAUGAGUACCUAACCACAGUGUAUCCGACAAGAGGCUACUCAACUGAUAUGCAGAUAUUCAUAUUAAGCAAUGCUGAAGAUGUCCCCCAGUCUACCGCUACUGCUCUGCACGCCUUGUAUAUCUCCACGCUCAUAUACAACAACCUGGACCAGUCAGCUAUACUGUUGCGCAUUACCUCCCAACCACUAUGCAAUGCUACUUGGGUACGAGCACAGCCUGACCCGGCAACGAGGGCGAUCAUACCAGGGCCGCUCCUCACUAGACAAGAAGCCUUUGCCUGUAUUGCCCACUUCGAUUCAGGCCAGGCGGAUGUCAUCCCAAGGGCUCUAGACAGUGCUUUGGCAAUGUGUACCCAGAACUCGAUUUUUGUAGCAGCAGCGGUACUAUCUGAUCCCCUGGAAGAUGUUAAGGGGUACGAAAUCAGGCGGCUGGUGGGAAAUAUUGGGAAGAGAGGCAUAUCGAUGCUGGUUGCUCCCCGCAACCCACGGAUUCGCGAGCCCAAGUAUGACCACUCUAUCGUCAACCAUGCACCCUACGACGGGAAAAGGGAGAACAACUUCAAUGACACUUCGCUACAUCUCUCAUUUACCGAGUGGACUAUACCGCUAGCUACGGCAGAUAGCCAGACUAUCGACCAGGAUGUCUUCCUGGUUGAGUCUGUCAUCUCAGUGCGAGACCGAGGAGAGUUGGUGGCUGAUCUUGACAUUCUCGGCAUUCAUGAGGAUAAGCUGAUGAUCAGAGAUGAGGCCUCUCUUAGCAUCCUUACCGAUGGGGUCGAUGACGAUGCCAUGCUUACUGGUGACCUUACGUCUAUAGAUAGCUGGGAGGAGCUGCUUGAUCCCCCCCUGGGUGUGGGUGUAUUUCGAGCGCAUGGGAACUGGGUUGCCCGCCUUGCUGCCACCAGCAUAUUGAUGCAGAGGAAGAAACACAAGGAAAUGGCCAUAUUCAACAAGAGUAUUAGCCCGAAGUCGUUUGGCCCUGCUUUACCCAUUGUGAAAAUGAGAAUAGAGAAUCUUCAGGGGUCCUUUAUCCUCAUAGACUGA
Molecule: messenger RNA, 3117 nt
Organism: Nannizzia gypsea CBS 118893
Lineage: Eukaryota; Fungi; Ascomycota; Eurotiomycetes; Onygenales; Arthrodermataceae
Exons: 1
Coding region: 1-3117 (1038 amino acids)
Source: RefSeq, a predicted model, not a curated record